AUGGUGACUCUUCUUAAUAGCAACGGACCCGAUCCGCUGCCGGCACCUAAGCAGAUUCGCUUCGUCAAUAACCAAGGUCAACCACCAACCAAGAGGAGAAGGAUAAACGCUGCACGUAAAACAAGGUGCGCCGGCGAACAUCCUACUUGUUCGACAUGCACCAAGAACGGGCAUGACUGUUUGGGAUACUCGGACGGCCUCGAGAAAAGCGGCAAGAAAGAUGGCGGUCCUGAUGAAGAUGAAUACGGUGAUGAGGGCUCGGAACUUGAUCGCAAACAGUGGAAAAACAGUCGAGGUGGGAUUAAGCACUUCGAUAUAGACGACGAUUCUCCCAAGUCUUCUAGCCGCACGUCUGAGCCCGCUCAAGAUCGUGCAAACUCUAAUGUGCAACUCAAGUCGGAAAAUAUAGACUGGGAAGAGCCAAGUUCGCGACCAACACCGCGCAUCGAACCAAUGGGCCGACCGCCGAAUCCGCGAAAUCCCUCUUUCUCGACCGAAGGUGGCUUCAGCGAGGCUGCCCAUUCGCCGGUACAAUUCCACAACGAGAGCCACCGGGUUCCAUACUUUCGUUACUUCGGUCCUACCGCUAUAGUUCCGGGCUUUAAGCAGAUGGUAGUAAAAGUACGAGAUCGACGACGAAGCUCUAUAUCAGCUACUUCACCCAGCGGCGCAAGUUCGACAUUCUCCGGGAUAAUAAAUUCCAUGCAGCCAGACAUCGAACUCGCCCACUUGGAUGAUAUGCCUGUUUACGAUCCCAACGACACGAACGACGUACAUCCUCUGAUCCUCCAACUAAUUGAUACCUUCUUCGUUCAUGUAGGGAGUAAUUACCCAUUUUUACGGCGCGACAAAUUUCCUAAGUUGGUUCAGGAGAAGCGAGUAGAACCGAUAUUGGUAGAUGCCGUAUGUGCCCUUGCAGCACGGUUUUCUGACCAUCCCCUAUUUCGAAAAUGGAACGAUGGCAAGUUAGCCAAAUCGGAGUAUGGCUAUAUCUAUGCUCAGCGAGCUAAGGCCGCCACCGUUGACACUUUCCCGUGUCCGACAGUUUCGGCUGUUCAAGCUUGCCUAUUAAUGGCGUAUGACGGUUUCGGUGCUGACCAGGACAGCGCGCUGUGGAUGUAUUUAGGAAUAGCAAUUCGUAUGGCGAUCGACUUAGGUCUAUGUAAGGAAGACGGUGUGCGAUAUCGAGGCGAGAAAGACGCUUGGUAUACCCGGGGUUACAGUAGGAAGUCGAGCGACGAUUAUUCCCAGCAGAAUCAGCAGGGCGCAGACGGUACUGUCCUUAGCCCGGAAGAGCAAAAGGAAGUUGAACAGGAACGUAUUGACACGUUUUGGGCAGUAUUCUUCCUCGACCGUGCCAUCUCCUCUGGCACCGGUCGACCGGUUUCCCUUCGAGAUGACGACUUUGAUUUACAGCUUCCAAAGUCCUCUGUCGAUCCCGUCUCCGGUUGGCCUGAUCCGAACGCGUCGCUGUUGCAGAUUAUUAACCUCUAUGGCCGAGUCUCAGACGUUCUUAAUAAUAUCACACAUGCUCAAGACCUCACGCAAGAUAAAAUGAAUAAGCUUGCCCAAAUGGAAAUCGAACUCACAAGGCUCCAUCAAAGAACGGACCCGCGUCUCCGGUUCGACGCUAACAACUUCCAAGCUCAUGUGAAGAAUGGUCAAGGGACAACUUUUAUCCUUCUACACUUCUGGUUCCAUGCGUUGAUCAUUGUCCUGCACCAGCCAACGUUGCUGACGAAGGAGGGUACCAUUAACCGAACGCACCAGUUGAAGACGCACAGUCGGGAACUUUCUAUGUCCAGUGCUAAGACGAUAGCCGAUAUCCUCGCCUUUGCCGAAUUACUCGACCCGAAAUGUUUCAUCGGCAAUCCCUUUACUUCGCAGCCCAUUUAUAUUGCAGCGUGCGCAUUUCUCAGAGAAUCGAGAGCCAGUUCGUCACAACCUGGCUCGAGGGACGCAACCCCGCCCCCCGAGCCCAGAGGUCAGACAAAUAAAAGUGGCUCGGCUGUGGUGGACUCGGGUCCAGCUUCGAGACAUCUGCUCCUCGCCUCUGCUGCGAACCAGAACUAUCAAGCGUGCUACAAAGCCCUGAAGCAGAUGCACGCGUACUGGGGUGGUGUCCGAUAUAUUCUCACUGCCCUGGACCAGAAGUUGGAUGGUCAAUGGGAUUGCGAGACGUACACAAUCGAAGAGUACGAGAGCGCCAGGCGGUAUCGCCAGUCUAGCGUUCUUAGUAGAGUCGCGAAACAAAUAGAUUAUCCUGCUUCGCCAAUACCUGAAAAUGGUCCUCCGCUCGCAUGGUCGUUAACUGGUACGACAAACUCUCCUAACUCUAGUUUGACGCUUUUGUUCCAGAAUCCCGUCAACCCUGGUAGUAUUAUGCCCUCGCAAGUAAUCUCCACGACUGCUCCCACAUCUGCUGCGCCAACUUCUGCACCUACGCCACCCGGGAACAUGAUUUAUGACCCUAUACGCCAGAGCCUCCCGGAGGCUACCACAUCUAUUUACCAUCCCGCAUACCCUCAACCAAAUACUUCAGCCCUGCGGCAUUCGAUUAGCCACCAUCGCCGGGUCUCGGGUGGUGCGUCGGCUCAAAACAAGCCGUCUCUUCUGAGGUACGAGAGCCUAUCUGCUCAAGAUGACCAUAAUAAGGUUUCCAUGAGUGUCCCGCCAACGUUGUUUACGCCGCCAUCGCAGCAUUCAACAAGUUACGACCAAUCGGGCACUAGUAGUUACCCUACUAAUGGCUCACCAGCUAGCAGCACGCAGAGUCAGACCAACAUCGGAGGGCAAUCAUCGAACGCCUCGGAAAGCGGGCCAUCAAACUUUGCGCAGAGUGGCAGCGGGCUCGCUUCCAGCGGGUACUCGUACCUAGGGCCUGGCGGGGCAUCGGACCUGCGCCUGCUAACCUACGAUAACGAGACAGAUAUCGGGCAGCAUCUUACAAGCUUCGAGAGCACCGAGAUGUUGAGCUGGUUCGGCGACUACUUUCCCGCCCCCGUAGCCUCGGACUCGGGCACCACCGACGUGGGUAUCGAGGACGGUAGCACUGACGUUCCCGGCGAGAAGGGCAUUAGCGGACCGCGUGAUACGUGUAUGGAUGACUAA
This is a messenger RNA of Daldinia caldariorum, 3111 nucleotides long. RefSeq names its product fungal-specific transcription factor domain-containing protein. NCBI's taxonomy places the organism in Eukaryota, Fungi, Ascomycota, Sordariomycetes, Xylariales, Hypoxylaceae. The coding region runs from base 1 to 3111 and encodes 1036 amino acids. Gene Ontology annotation, biological process: DNA-templated transcription; regulation of DNA-templated transcription. The transcript has 4 exons. Gene Ontology annotation, molecular function: zinc ion binding; DNA binding; DNA-binding transcription factor activity, RNA polymerase II-specific. The record is from RefSeq and is a predicted model, not a curated record.